Molecule: messenger RNA, 3271 nt
Organism: Linum trigynum
Lineage: Eukaryota; Viridiplantae; Streptophyta; Magnoliopsida; Malpighiales; Linaceae
Source: the annotation of a GenBank genome assembly
AUACAAAUUGAUGAGAUUGUGAAUUAAUAGGCACAAAUAAAAAAAAUUUAGUUAAUAAUAAUUGAAUUAAGUUAGAAAAAGUAUCACAUUUAAAUAAACUGGUAUGUAAAAAAGAAUCAAUCUUACAAAAAUUUCAUGUAAUGUAAAUUGAUGAGAUCAACAAAAAUUUAGUUAAUAAUGUCGGAAUAUUUAUUUAAACUUAUAUCAUGAGAGACUUAUGUAAUGAGUUAGUUUAAUGGAUACAUAAAAAAUAUUAUCUCUCUUUGGAGUUUGUCUAACGGCUUAGUCAUUAACACUUAUGUUCUAAUUUUUUAAGUUAUAAUUAAAAAAUCAUUAUUUCUCUAAAAUAUUUUUUUAAUAUAUUAAUUUAUGUUGGUGUUACAUAAAUAUUCUAUGGUGUGUGUCCAAAUGAUAAAAUCAAGAUAUGAAAAGUUCACAUUAGUCGAGCUACAAUUGAAAAGUUAAUUUACAUUGCAAUACUUUUGUGUAAUGCAAAUCGACGAGGUGAUGAACAUUGUAUCUAAUUAUAAGUUUUACGUAAUGUACGCAAAUCUUCCAUAAAUUGAAAUGGGAAAUUGUUGAGAUAGCUGUGUAAAGAUUAAAAAAAAACUUAUGGUGAAAUGGAGCGUAGAAGAUGGGAAAAAAUUACAUAAACAACUCACUGUGCUGAUAAAGAGCUUAUGGUAAAAUUGUUCGUAACAUGUGCGUUAAUAUAUCUAAUAAUAUUUACCUAUGAAGUAGUUAUGCCAUAUAUGCACGCACUUAUUCCAACUAAUUAUCCGUUCUCCAAGUCCCUAUCGAGUUGGACAUAAAGGGUUGGCUUUCAAACUGAUUUGGUUAUCAUUGAGUGUUUGAUAGGUUGUCUGUCUAUUGUUCUUUUUUGCUGCGUGUAUUGGUAGAAUUUUAUCCCCCUUAUAAUUUGAGAGUUGUUGGCUAAUUGUAUAAGGUAGUUAUAUGUUGGUCAUAUGCAUAAAACCUUUAUUGUUAUUCUUAUCUUACGAAGCAAUAGAGUCCUCUGUUCUAUGGAUGCUUCUAACCAUAACAGGUAAGUUCAUCUCCAAUCAGAUUCAAUGCUUGUGAUAAUAAGUUAAUCUCCUAUUCAAACUCAUGAAAUCAUUUUGUUCACUUUCAGGUUGAUUUUCUGGGGUUGAUGUUACCAUGGAGGAGAGAGUUAACUUGAAAGUAAGUUUUGGACAUACUACAAGUUAUGUGAAGGAGAACAUUUUGGAGAGUGUUAUAAUUGUAGUCAAACAUGAAUGCAUAUUUAGAGACUUUGACUCACUAUAUUAUUUAUUACUGAGAAACCAUUUCUUAGUUAAUUACUUACUCAAUAGUAUACAAAUCGUCAUCUUCUAAUCCAUAGCCUCAUUGACUAGCGAGUAUAAAUUUCCAAAAACUGUUUUGUUGGUUUGUCUAGACACUUGUGUAUAUCAAGCUUUGUGUCAUUGCCUGAAUGCAAGGAUGUGGAUCUCCACAAACUACUAUUCUACUCCAUUUGCUGGUAGAUUCUCAGCAAAGAAACGGUUGGAAAUGGAGAUGCGAGAAGAGAAUUGGACAAAGAAGGUGGUAAAAUCACACAAAUGUACAACAAAUUUUGUCGAGAAUAGGGAUCCACUUCUGAUAAGACCCAAGAACUCCAAGGCCCAAUUUGAGGUGAAACCGCAUGAGAAGAUUAAGAUGGAAGAAAACAAGAACAAUAUUAGUUAUUUGAAAUAAUUAUUAAGGAAGGCUGGACCAUUCGUAGGUUCGUUCCGUUGGUUAAGGUUAUCUAAAAAAAAAAUCUACAAUGGUGUUGAAUAAACAAAAUGUAACUCAUAAUAAAUUAUUGUAAAAACAAAAAGAAAAACCACAAAUGUUGUGAGAGAGUUUUAUAACAAUUCACACUCGCUGGCUAACGCGGCUAUGGAUCAUCAGAAUACGAUAUACAUACUAUUGAGUUAAAAAAUAUGUUUGAUUUGGAAAUCGACAAAUACUAAUUAUACGAUUUUAGAAAUUUUGCAUUUGAAAUGGAAAAUAUAUAAAAAAUCUUUUAAUGCCAGCAAAGAAAAAAACUUAAUUUUCUAUAAACUCUCAAUUGAAAAGUAAAAAAGAUGAGAAAUAGAAAAUAUGAAAAAAUCAAUAAAAGCAUAGGUGAAAGGCGAAAGAAAGUAGCUAUUGGUUUUGUCUAUUCCGAUACUGUCCACUUUUAUCCUCUUUGAUGGGGAAUGAGGGAUUUUCUCGUUAUCUUCAUAUUUGAGCUCGAACAAGAAAGAUAUGAGUAAGAAUACAAAAUUAAUACGAACAAAAAUGGAGCUUUAGCAAAUAAUAACAAUAAAAUAAAAAUGAAAGUGAAAAGAAAUUACAAAAUGUUAACAUGGCCAUAUGGGUACAUACAUGAUAAAAUCUUGGCUAGCACAAAAAAUUAUAGAUAUAAAAGAAAUAAAAAAAAAACAAAAUGUUAACAUAUGAGUCUAAAAGAGAUAUAAGAGGUAAAAGAAAUAAAAGAGAAAAUGAUGUAAAAUAUGUUAAAAGAAAUAAUAAGAAGAAGAAGGAACCAAUAAAAAAUUAACAUAUGGGUAAAAGAAAUAAAGGCAAAAAGAUGAAAAGUAUGUUGCCCUUAGAAGAACACAUCUAAAUUUGAAAAUAGAAAGAAACUUAUGAAGUAUUUAUAUGAUAUAUCUACCUUUGAAGUAUUUAUAUGAAAUAUCUACCUAGUGAAAAAUGGAAAACUUCUCCAAUCCGACUUUGAUUUCGAUCGAUACAGAAAAUAGAAAACAAAAAGGAAAUUUAUCAGGCAUGAGAAUAGAGGUUGAAAUGAAGAAAAAAAGAGAUUACUCUGUGGUGACCAAUGUGAACAUUCAUUCUCUCCCUCUCUCAACCCACUCACUCUCACUCUAUUCGCGUCACCUCUUUUUCCUCCCUCUGCCCCAUUUAUUUCCCCUUCCCCUCACGAAUAUAAUCAGGUGAAACUUUCUCUCUUUUCAGAAUACAUAAGUUUGCCCUUUUCAUCCACUUCGCAUUUUCUUUUAAUAAACUCCAAUGGGCCAAAUUUGAAAGGAAGAAGUCGACAUCCAAAGAAGAGGCAAGAUGGAAAUGGAUGAAGGUGAUUCACACUUCUCGGAUACUAGAUGGAAUGAAUUUUUUUUUAUUAUAAAAAACGAAUAAUAUUUUGCUAUGAUACCAUGUUAAGAAGUUUGAUCGAUGAGCUUGGCAGGGGCUUGAUCGAAGAAAUUGAAUUGGAAGAGGGGGAACCAAUCAAUAGAUUUUUGUUGAAUGAACCGAGAAAUUUACA